Empidonax traillii (willow flycatcher) is the source of this 1995-nucleotide messenger RNA. RefSeq names its product AT-rich interaction domain 3B (gene ARID3B). Gene Ontology annotation, cellular component: nucleus. Bases 167 to 1858 code for a protein of 563 amino acids. Lineage: Eukaryota; Metazoa; Chordata; Aves; Passeriformes; Tyrannidae. The record is from RefSeq and is a predicted model, not a curated record. Gene Ontology annotation, biological process: regulation of transcription by RNA polymerase II. Gene Ontology annotation, molecular function: DNA binding. The transcript is spliced from 9 exons.
GGAGGGAAGGAGGGAGGGCAGGGGAGGAGGAGGAGCCGAGGCGGCCGCGCAGGGACCGGCGGGACCCGCCACGGGAGAUUCUACCCGUCUCCCAAGGUCGGGGCUUGAACCCUGCCGGAUAAAGCCGGAGCCGCCCCCCUCUCUUCCCAGCCAUGCGAACUGCGGGAUGAAGCUGGAAGCUGUGGUGGAGCAGCUGCAGAAGCAGCAACAGCAGCAGCCGGCCGUGCAGAUGGAUCCGCGGGAGCGGCGGGAGCGGCAGCUGCGGGAGGCGCAGGUGCCGUUCCCGCAGCAGCUGGCGGUGCAGCGCGCCGUCCUGGCCGCGUCCAGCCGCGCUCCGCCGGCAUCGCCCGGCGCAUCCCUGGCCAGAGCCCCACCUCCGCUGGGAGCCGCCCGCGCUUUCGAUCAGAGCAGCAUGAAUUCCGAGCCCGACGAGGAGGAGGAAGAGGAGGAGGAGGAAGAAGAGGACGAUGACGAGGAGGAGGAGGAGGAGGAAGAAGGCGGUUUGGAAGGCGGCGAGCUGGAUGGCGCUGACGUGCCGGGGAAGGAAAGCUGCUCCGCUCUGAAGUAUUUUCGCGCUCCCAAAGUUGCCCAUCCCAACCAAAGAGUGGCCUCUACCUCUAAUCCUCUCCCAGCUCCGGGGCACCAGCGGGGGGGGCAGCAGGGCAAAGAAGAACAGGGUAAAGACACUACUAAGCAGCUGCAUUCCGGGUCCCCGGCGGGACGCCCGAACUGGCGCUUGGACGAGCAGCUCAAACAGAACGGCAGCGUGACCUGGAGUGAUGAUGGUGAUGGAUGCCGAGGAAGAGAAAUCUCACGAGACUUUGCCAAGCUCUAUGAACUGGAUAGUGAUCCUGAGCGGAAAGAGUUCCUGGAUGACCUCUUCAUUUUCAUGCAGAAGAGGGGAACUCCCAUCAAUCGGAUCCCCAUCAUGGCAAAGCAGAUCCUGGAUCUCUACAUGCUCUACAAGCUGGUGACCGAAAAGGGAGGGCUGGUGGAAAUCAUCAACAAGAAGAUCUGGCGGGAGAUCACCAAAGGCCUUAAUCUGCCCACCUCCAUCACCAGUGCCGCGUUCACCCUGCGGACACAGUACAUGAAGUACCUCUAUGCCUACGAGUGUGAGAAGAAGUCCCUGAGCUCGCCGGCGGAGCUCCAGGCUGCCAUCGAUGGGAACCGGCGGGAGGGCCGGCGGCCCAGCUACAGCUCCUCCUUGUUCAGCUACUCACCCACCACCACGGGGCCUCCCUCCCUCCUGUCUCCCCCCAAAAUCCGCUUCCCCAUCAUCGGCGUGGCACCAGGCAGCGGGACCAGCAACCCUCGGGUGUCUCCAGCAGCAGCGAUCAGAAAAGGUGAUGGAGUGCCCUUGACCGUGUCUAUGCCAAAUCGUAUUGCUGUGCCAGUGACCUUGAGCAGCCAGCAGGCAACUGUGGCAGCAAGAACAGCCACCCUGGAGCAGCUGAGGGAGAGGCUGGAGUCGGGAGAGCCUCCGGAGAAGAAGGUCUCGCGGACGAGCGAGGAGGAGCAGCGGCUUGUCCAGCAGGCUCUGCAGCGCAACCUGUUCAGCAUGGCACGGCAGAUCCCCAUGAAGAUCAAAAUCAACGGCAAGGAAGACAAGCCCGACUCGGCGGCAGCACUGAACUUGUCACCCAACGGCAUCGGGAGCAUUAACAUGUCGGUGGAGAUCAACGGCACCACUUACGCUGGAGUGCUCUUUGCCCAGAAACCCGUGGUCCACCUCCUCGCCGGCUCCAGCACCCACAGCUCCUGCAGCAGCAGCAGCAGCAGCUCCCACUGCUCUCCCAGCCCUACCUCAUCCCGAGGAACGCCCAGCGCGGAGCCCUCCACCAGCUGGUCUCUCUGAUGGGCGGCCCCAUUCCCUGUCUCACACUGGCCUCUGGCUCCCGGAGCGAGCCGGGAGGGAGUCGCACAGAUACCUCAUCUCAAGGAACCUGCUUUUGUGGUUGGCCAGCAGCAAGAUGAUGAUGAUGAUGAUGAUGA